AUGGCCUCGGCUUCCCCAACACCACUCACGAACCCUGUCGAGACCCUGGCCUCUGAACUUAAGCAGCUCCGCAUCAAGAGUCCAGAGAGGCCUGUCUCGCGCCGUCGCCAUGGCCGCUCGUCCUUCGAGACUGACUCUUCUUGGGAACCCCUCGAGGCCAUCAAGGAGACCUGCGAGCCCGACGACGCAGACACAAGCGGCAACGCCCUGUAUUUCCAAGACUUGUUGGAGGCACAAGUCUUCCGCGCUGUCGGCCCUGACGGCAUCAACGCAGCUGGCCCGAAGCAAGACCUCCUCCACGACUACCCUUUCCUCGCCAGCAUCGCAAGGCACUGCAACGGUCGAUUCGACUACGUCUUGUCGGUUCCCGAAUCCGCAAUUGGCGACGGCCGCGGCACCUGCAGUCCUCCCAACGACAGGACCAUCCGCUAUGGCUGCAACCUGCUGAUUGAGAGGAAGGAAACAAGCGCAAGGACUCUUUGCGAGGGUCAUACAAAUAUCGUGUACACUGUGUUGAGCACGGAGCUUCUUGGGCAGGAGGAUCUGCACCACCAGCUGCGGCAUUCAUAUGAGGGCGGGAAGAUGAACUUCACGGAGCCUAUCGUCCGGGUCACAUCGCCUCCAGCGGCAGAUAACCUGGUUGGGGAGGUGGUCGACAUUUUUAUUCCCAAGCGAUCCGAGCCCGCAAGUGAAACGUUGGCCGAGAAGCUGGCGGGCAUCGUAUUGCCCGACGACUGCUAUGCGAACUGCAAACAGGUGCGAAAGUGUUCGGGAUCGACCGAGGGGACAUCCAGCUCGGUGCUGACGCCAACACGCUCGGCGUCGCUUGCCUCUUCGUAUGGACGCAUAGAAGAUUCUGUCGAGGCCCUGGACAAGCUCGAGGAUGAGCUCGAAGAGCUAGACGCCGCCACGCGCGUCGACCACUUUGUGUCCCCUAAGAAGAACAAGCGAAGGUCCCUGAUGACAAUGGGUGAGGCACCGCGCAUCGACCGAAUUGAGCUCAAGAGGUCAUCUUCAGUCACGCACGGGUCCGCAGGCAGGUCAGCCACGGUACGCGUCAAGCCGACAGGAUUGCGACCGACGCUUCCGACGCUCCGAAAGUCCGCGUCAUUGACAGGCCUUGCAAGGGACGCGUCGGAGGGCGUUGCGGCAGUAUGUGAAGGGGGCGUGUCGGCCCCAGCAACUUGCCGCAAGCCGGUCGCUGCCAGGCCUCCCAGUCUGAACCCUCCCAAGGCGGCUGUCAAGUCUGCCAAGGCGCCGACCAAGGCAAGCUUUGAACUCCCAGGCGAGGCCGUAGCCCGAAGAAUCAAGGAGCAGAGGGAGGCUCGCCGAGCGGCGGCGGCGGCGGCGGCGGCAGCGCUGGCGAGCCCUGACAAGACGACAGCGACCACGACACCAAUGCCUCAGCGAUCAAGAUCUAUCAAGGCACCGACCCGGCCGAAUUUCGAGCUACCCGGCGAGGCCAUCUCGAGACGGAAGCGAGAGCAGAGAGAAAAGGAACUGCGAGAGCAGGAAGAGGCGGAAAAGAAGCGGCGAGAGUUUCGUGCGCAACCGGUGCGCGUCAAUCCAGCAGCCAGCACGUUCCCCCGCGAAACAGCUGCGAGUCGCGCUCGUCGUGUCAAGGCUGGCGCGGGAGUGGAAGAGAACGCGCCGCUCGCUCGCUCAACGUCCGUGACGACAACGUCCACGGCCUUGAAGCGCAUGUCGAUGGUGUCGGGAGGCACAGGUGGGCCUGCACUCGCAAGGGCGGCUAGCACGUCGUCAAGGCCCCGCGGUCGAGAUGUCGCUGUGUCGUCGGAUCAGCCAUUGGCCAGUCGGGGUACGUCGAGCUCGACACUCAGCGGAAGCGGCACCAGCAGCGGCAUGAGCAGCGGCAUGAGCAGCGGCAUGAGCAGCGGCACCAGCAGCAGACGCAGCGCCGUGUCGGUGGAGGAGGUGCAGCGACAGAGGCUCCGUGGUAAGGUGAUUUACGAGCAAGACAACUGCUACGUCGAGGAGCGCGAGCGCGAGCGGCGGGAGCGCGAGGUGUCAGCUAAGAGAGCCCGCGAGGAAGCUGCUGAACGCUCUAGGCAGGCAAGCCGAGCGUGGGCUGAGAAGCAGAAACGACGCCUGACGGCAAGCUUCCAAGGUUGA
Molecule: messenger RNA, 2133 nt
Organism: Verticillium nonalfalfae
Lineage: Eukaryota; Fungi; Ascomycota; Sordariomycetes; Glomerellales; Plectosphaerellaceae
Exons: 2
Coding region: 1-2133 (710 amino acids)
Source: RefSeq, a predicted model, not a curated record